Trypanosoma cruzi is the source of this 843-nucleotide messenger RNA. RefSeq lists its product as uncharacterized. Bases 1 to 843 code for a protein of 280 amino acids. The transcript has a single exon. The record is from RefSeq and is a predicted model, not a curated record. Gene Ontology annotation, molecular function: ATP transmembrane transporter activity. Lineage: Eukaryota; Euglenozoa; Kinetoplastea; Trypanosomatida; Trypanosomatidae.
AUGUGUUUCACUCUCUUCUUCACUGGAAUCACAUGGACUUUGGAUCGUCUGCGUAAGAUUGAGAGACGCAGUGCCAUUAUCCUGACGGAUCCGUAUGUCUUCCUCAGUGGAGGAUUAGCAGGACUAGCGGGACGUGCCGCGGCAAUUCCGUUUGAUCACGGAGGCAUAAAAGGACCUGCACAGGCCUGUUAUCGACGCAUCCCGCAAUUUGGCAUUCUUAUGUGGGUGUAUGUCCCAUUGGCCUCGCAGUUAUUGCCAGGUACCGAACGAGAACCGCCGUUGAAGGCAUUCACAACAUUCAUCAUUGGGGCGUUUGCGGGUUUUGUCAUGCGUCUUAUCUGUAGUCCUGUCAAUCGUGUACGAGAUGAGUGUCUUCGUACGGGUGAUUCUUUUCUGAAAACGUGCCAAAUAUUUAAAAGUAAGACGGUGCUUCAGUUUUUUUACACGACGCCACCGCUUAUGGCCAACGCCAUUUAUUUUGGGACACUUUUGACCGUCUUUGAGGGUCUUCGCCGUUUCUGCGAACGCAAUAGACUUCUCUCCAUUAACGUAGAGAAGGAUAAAAAUGGGAAAGAUGUGUUUGAACUUGGCAAUUACGCCGCCGUGGCUUGUGUCAAUACAGUGGUCGGCGGUGUUGCCGCUGGUGUGGCUUCAACGGUCUGUUACCCGUUAUCUGCACAUACCUAUAAGCAGACUGUCAUUCAUGACUCUGCCAUAUGCCGUGGUCUUCUACCGACAUUAAAAAAAGAGAUGCCAAUGAUGGCUGUUAGCUUUGGUGUCUUUUCCCUUUUGCAGCCCAUCAUAGCGCCACAUCACGGCACUCGCGUAGGGUUUGGAUACUAA